AUGAGUAGCAAGCUUUGGGAGUUUUUCAUUCAAGAUGAUGUGGAGAGCUUUCAGCGGUUUCUCGCGAACGCAACGUUUGCGGGGCCGCGAGCUGCAGGGGGCCCCGGAGGUGUCGCCGUAGCUGCAGCGACCAACCUGUCAUCUAAGACUGGAAGCCCCGGCAUUGGCACUUCACCCGGAACAUCGACGCCCGAGAGACCGAGCUUUCAACGCGGCGGUCCGGCUUUAUCGCGCGCGGAUGUUAAUGCCCGUGAUCACUAUGGCAGGACCUUACUCCAUCACAUUGCUUCAUCGCCGAAUACCACCGCUAUCAAAUUCGCCACCGCCCUCCUCGAAAUUCCCUUCCUCGAUAUCUACGCACAAGACUGGGAGAGUGGAUGGACAGCGCUGCACCGUGCCCUCUAUGCAGGAAAUGCCACGAUUGCGCUCGCUUUGAUGGCGCGAGAUACUCGCGAUGCGACGGAUUUCAGUAAAGUGGGACAAUCGGCUCAGAGUGGAACCUUGAUCAAAAUCAAGGAUCGUGAGGGUUACAGUCCAUUUGAUGUGUAUGGAGCGACCAUUACGUCCCGUGAUAUUAAGCAAAUGGUCUCAUUGAGGCCGUGGAACGAGGCCAUAAAUGCCGAUACAGCGGGAAGUGAUGUGGCCUCAAACUCAGGGUCUACUGGUGCAGCAGAUAUGGAUGGUGAUGUCUAUGUUGCUCGGGCCGCACUCAAGUCUAGAACGGAUUUCGCUGCCGAUGAGGUGUUUACACUGGGCAGCAACAAGAAUCUGACUCUUGGACUUGGAGAUCAAGACGAUCGUCAAUUUCCCGAGCGAGUGACAUUGAAACGCCCCCAACAUCUGUUGGAUCGAUUUUACCUUGAAUACCAAGAGGAAAUGGAGCGGCUGGGCUUUGGGCAGAGUGUAGAACAUGCCAACUCAAAUGAUCUACCAACUAUUGUCAAGAACAAGCCGAUGAAGAUUCAAAAUGUUUUUAUGUCUAAGCUUCACACUGCAAUCGUUACAGAUGACCCAGAAGCCAAUCUGUACAUCUGUGGUUUUGGACCCGGCGGUCGUUUGGGCACUGGCGAUGAGGCCACACGGUUCACUUUUGCUUGCAUAGAAACUGGUGGCCUUGCAGGAAAGAAGGUUAUGUCCGUUGCUCUGGGUCAAGACCACACUCUUGCCAUCACAGAGUUUGGCGAAAUCUUCAGCUGGGGGAGUAAUAAAUUUGGACAACUCGGAUAUGGUCUUCCCCGGACGAGCAAUAAGAACGACGUCCCUAUCCAGACCACACCUCGACAGAUCUUCAAUCCAUUCAAGAAAGAGAUGAUUAUCGGCGCGGCAGCGUCUCCCAUCCAUUCGGUCGUCUUUAGUAAUUCUGGCCUUUACACAUUUGGCAAGAAUGAAGGUCAACUAGGCUUGGUUGACUCUGACGCCCGAUCUCUUGAGGUCCAGACUACUCCUCGCAGAGCCACUGCGGUUCUUCUCCAAAGUCAUGAGGUCUGGGUCUUCUCGCAAUAUGGCUACUCGAAGCUUUCAUUUCCGCUUGAAGCCACCUCUAGAUUUAUCCGUGACAGCUUUAUGGCAACGAGAUAUGAAGCCUCGGCUAACCGGAUCGUCAAGAUUACAUGCGGUGGAAACACGAUCUGUGCUUUGGCUAGCUCUGGUGAUGUCUUCACGGUUGAAGCUAACAAGCCUGAGAGCCCCUCAGUCUUAACAUCCACCACAAACCCAGCCAAAAUUCGUAACUCUUUAGCUUCUCCAGUCAGAGCUUGGUCUGUCAAGAAGUCAUACAUGGCUGCAAGUGAUGUUGAUGUGGGUCAAGACGGAUCCAUUAUUAUCUGCACUACAUCAGGCUCGGCCUGGAGAAAGGAGAAGCGGACAAAGAAGAAAGAAGGAGCUUCGAAAGACUACAAAUUUGCUCGUAUACCAGGCCUGUCACGGGCGGUGGCUGUACGCAGCAACGCCUUCGGAGCUUAUUCCGUAGCUCAACGUGACUGCAAUGUGACAAAAGAGCAAAUCCAUGUCAAUGAAAGCACUCUUUGGGCUGAUAUCUUGCCUCUCUCGCCAUUCCUGCUUCCUGCUUUUGAUGACGUGGACACGAUUCUUGCGGAUGCUUCGGAUGAACCCGUUGUAUUAUCCUCUGCGGCGGCUAUCAAAAAAGCCAUAUUAUUGUCUUCAGAUAUGGAAAGUCAAUUCCUUGCAUUUCGUACUGAGGGAACUAUUUGGCUUACUACAUCCUUGUCCGAUGCUCGCAUCCCAGUGCACGAGUUUCUGCUGAGUGGUCGCAGCCCAGUCCUUCGGAAGGCGCUGCAGGAGUUCCGUGCGUCAUACUUCUCCUCAGUGCCUGACGUUCUGGAUGUUGAAUAUAACAAGGAAGGUCAUAUACAAAUCAAGCUACAUGGACUCGAUUUUCUUACUGUUAUGAACAUUGCAUUCUUCCUCUACACCGACAGCAUUCUUGAUGUUUGGCAUAAAGGAAGAACAUCGUCCAAAAAUGCCAAUCGCUACCGACAGGUCCGUACGGAGGUCAUGCGGAUUGCUCUUCAGCUUGGUCUGACAACUCUCGAACGUGCCGCAAGAUUGAUGGUGGAACCCCAGCCAAGCCUGAAGUAUGACAUGGCUCUCGCUAUCAAUCAUUCCUCGUUCUUUGACGAUGCUGAUGUUGUGGUUGAAUUGGACGGGGACGCUGUGAAAGUUCAUAGCUACGUGGUGUGCCAGCGAUGUCCAUUUUUUGAUGUCCUCUUCAAUGGCCAAUCUGGUGGUGGGUGGCUUGCCGGGCGACGAGCAAACGGAUCUGAUGCUAUUUCUGUUGAUCUGAAGCACAUUAACCCAGUCAUCUUCAAUUUCGUGCUACGAUACUUGUAUGCGGACACAGAAGAGCAGUUGUUUGAUGAAGUGCGGGCUAAAUCUCUUGAUGAUUUUGUCGACUUCGUUAUCGACCUUAUGUACGUCGCGGACGAGUUGAUGAUUGACAGACUUUCGCAAAUCUGUCAAAAAAUGCUGGGUCGCUUUGUCAAUAUCCGGAAUAUCACAUAUCUUCUCAACUCCGUUUCGCCCAUCUACAAGAAAGAGUUCAAAGAGGCUGCGUUGGAGUACAUUUGUCUCGACCUCGAAUCCAUGCUCACGAACAGGUAUCUCGACGGUCUCGAUGAUGAUCUCCUUUCUGAACUCAACAAGGUCUGUCAUGAAAACCAGCUUGCAUGCUACCCUAUUUCGCGUGGACGCAACACGGAAGCCUACAUAUUUGAGAAGUACCCCGAGAUUAUCAGCUCUGUUGCAUCUGAUAAACGCCGGCGAAUUGAUGCAAUGACAUUGCAAUCUCGCCUCAGCCAAGUCGAGUCGUACGAUUUCCGACCUCGAGCCUCAGUACCUGAGAAAUCGACUACUUCCCCGUCGGUUCGCAAAGGAAAACCCAGCAUUUCCAAGGAUGUGACCAGUCCAACACCCAGCCCAAUGCUGAAACCAAGACAAUCCACUGGUGACUUAAUGUUCCAGAUGGACGAUGAAGCUCUUUUGUCUCCACCGGAAGGCAAGAGCAGAGUCAUGCGUGGGCCGCGCUUCUGUGAAAGCGAGAACUCAUCAUAUCCCGAUUCUCCUAUCUUGGGAGCAAGCAUCUCGGAAGCCGAUUCGCUUGGAAAUCGAAGUUUCCUGGAUCAACAAAUGUCUUCCCCGCGUGAUCCAUUGCUCGCACAGUCCCCAACUGAAUCCAGAGCGCUCGCUAUGCAUCAGAAACGUGGCUUGCCCUCCUCCGCCGAGUCAUCUUCAGCGCCAUGGUCUUCGCCUGUUGCAUCUGACAACAAGAAGGAUCUCCGAGAUAUCAUGGAGGAGAUGCCCCAGUCUCGAGUCUCAAAUCUUACCCUAGGAAUGGCGGGAAAGCGGGAACCCAGCGGCAACUUCACACCAAAGAUCUCUCAAAAAGAAAGGAGGAAGAUGCAGCAACAACAGAUGCAAGAAAAGCUUGCCGAAGAGGAAAAAGCUAAGGCCGCUCGAGAGAAUCCAUGGCAAAUGCCAUCCCCAGCUCAACCGAGUACAUUCGGCAAGGUCGACCCUUUGCCAAGUCAAGCUGGGCCCAGCUCACGACCUUCUGAGCUUCUCAAAACACCUCAGAAGCACUCCAUGACCAUGCGACAAACUGUAGCUGGCACACCUCCACCUCGAUCACGACCAGCGGCUAGCCCAGUUCAAAUACAGGGCCGCCGUGGCUCAGCCAACAUGCAACAGCCUUCUUUCUCAAAGGCUUCACCUUCACCUUCCUCUACACCCCAAUCCCCAUUCCAACAAACUACACCCAAACCUGCACCUCAGCCCAGUAUCCAUUCCAUCCGCCACAUUCCUCGCCCAGACUCGUCCCGUUCCCCAUCAUACGGUUCCCUAUCUUUAGCUGCGAUCCUAGAGCAACAGCAGAUAGAAAAGGACGAGAUUCACGAAGCCGCCACAGCGAAGCACAAUCUGCAGGAUAUCCAAGUAGAGCAAGAAUUCCAGCAAUGGUGGGAUCAAGAAAGCAAGCGUGUCCAAGGUCUUCUUGAACCCGAGCCUCAACAGCGCGGAGGCAAGGCUGGUCGUGGCGGCAAGGCUUCUGGUGGAUCUGGUGGUCCCCGUAAACCACGUGGGAAUAAAAAUGCCAACCCUGAUGGUCCUGCGCCUCAAAGCCAGAAACAGGCAUUAUCUUCUGCGGGUCGUUCUACACCUAAAAAGAAUGUAAAUGGUCCUGCCUCAGCGCCAUCACAGCCAAAUACCAAUGGGAAACAAGUUCCUUCUGGUGGACAAGGCAAGAAUUCUCGUCGUGGAGGGACUGCACAGAGAGGUAAAGGAAGGGACCGUGAGUAG
Molecule: messenger RNA, 4812 nt
Organism: Penicillium malachiteum
Lineage: Eukaryota; Fungi; Ascomycota; Eurotiomycetes; Eurotiales; Aspergillaceae
Product: BTB domain and ankyrin repeat protein
Exons: 5
Coding region: 1-4812 (1603 amino acids)
Molecular function (GO): protein binding
Source: RefSeq, a predicted model, not a curated record